AUGGCCACACUUGCCGCCUCAGCAGCUGCCGCAGCCGCAGGCCUUCUAUACGCCGACCACGCCCUCGGCGUGUCACGCGACAUCGCGCAGUACCGCCUCGACGCCUCGUUCGCAAACCGCUUUCCACAGUUCCUGGCCAAGCUCGGCCCUCAAUCAACACACCUGUAUCGAAUGCUCGAAUUGGCCGAGCCUACAGCCGAUGCAGUCUGGUUCGAAGGCCGGUCAUGGAACUACCGCGCCGUGAAGCAGCAAGUCGAUGAACUGGCCGUUGCACUGCAUCAGGAUUUGCACGUCAAGAACGGAGAUAUCGUCGCCGUAUUCAUGACCAACUCUCCCGAGAUGCUGUUUACCGUGUACGCGUUGACCAGACUCGGCGCGGUGCCAGCCCUGCUCAACAACGCCCUGCGAGACGAGACUCUGUUGCAUUGUGUGCGCUUGCCGUCCUCAGCUUUGAUCCUGACCACACCUGAUCUGGCCUCACAUGCUGCAUCGGCGGCCAGAUCGCUAAGCGGGGCCGUCAAGACCGUUCGUUUGAACUUGGGAUCCUUCCGACCGAUAGGCGAUAACAGUGGCGGCGACGACGACAUUGUGGAUUUCCCUCUCCCUUUCGCCGACCAGUCACACCCACAACUCCCUGUUCUUCCACCCACACCGCCGAAAUCCUUGGCCUCGGUCGCCGCCUUGAUCUAUACGUCCGGCACAACGGGUAAGCCCAAGGCGUGCAGAGUCAAGAACGCCUUGAUUUGCGCCGUGUCGUGUAGGUCGUCUAUUGACCACACCAACCCGAAAAAAUACCUCCAGAGCUUGCGCACCUAUUCAUGCAUGCCGCUUUUCCACGGCACCACCUUCUUUACCGGCCUCUGCUACAGCGCGGGCAACAGCGGCUGUUUCUGCAUGGCGCGACGCUUCUCGGCCCGCAAUUUCUGGAAAGACGUGCACGAGAGCCGGGCCUCGAGGAUUCUGUACGUCGGUGAACUGUGCCGCUUCCUGUUGGCCACACCGCCAAGCCCGUACGAUCGUGACCACCGAGUUCUCGUGGCUGCGGGCAAUGGGUUGCAGAAGGACGUGUGGAUUGCAUUCCAGCAGCGCUUCCGCGUGGACGAGGUGCGCGAGUUUUACCGCUCCACCGAGGGAAUGGUGAAGUUCGACAACGUCCAUCGCCGCGGCCGCCCGGGAGCAGGUAAGGUCGGCUAUAUGGGGACACUGAGGAAACGGGUGCUCGACAAGGACCAGUGUAUCGUCAAGUUCGACUAUGAGUCGGAGAUGCCGGUGCGCGAUCCCACCACGGGCUUCUGUUUGGUUGCUGACCGUGGCGAGCCCGGCGAGGCCAUUGCCCGGAUCCACAACAUGGACACCUAUACUGACUACCACGCCAACCGGCCCGCCACCGAGCAGAAGCUGCUGCGCGACGUGUUCGCCAAGGGAGACCUGUGGCAGCGCAGUGGAGAUUUGCUGGUCCAGGGGACGGAUGGUUGGGUGAAGUUUGUCGACCGUAUAGGCGACACGUAUCGCUGGAUGGGCGAGAACGUGUCGGCCGGCGAGGUGCGUGGAUAUAUUUCGGAAUUGCCCGGUGUCAAGGAUGUCGUGGUGGUCGGCCGUCGGCUAGAGAAGUAUGAUGGUCAAAUAGGAACGGCGUUGAUUGUGCUUGAUUCAGGGGGUGAGAAGGAUGAAGACGACCAAAGACCAAAGAAGCUGGUAACCGAGCUCAAGAGCCAUCCCGAAAACCAAAACAGGAGAAGAGACGACCCGGGGCAGCAGCAACAGGAGCAGGGGCAGCAGCUGGAGCUGGAGCUGGAGCUGGAAAACGAAAAAGAAACAAUAGCGACAUUCAUGGCCCUUCUGUUCCACCGACUCCGCGCAAAAGGCGUCCCACGCUACGCCGUCCCACGCCUCGUCAUGGUCCGCGCCGGCCUGAAUCCGAUCGAUGUAGGCGACACCUUCAAGCACGCCAAGACGGUGGUCAAGAACAUCCACUGGGGCCCAGAUGCGAGUGUAGAUGCGAGUGCCGGUGGGAGUGCCAGUUCGAGUGCCAGUGCGAGUUCGACGGCAUGUCAGGUGGAUGGCAGGCGGUACUUUCUCGAUCUUGACGACGAGUGUUUCAAGCCGCUGGAUGGGCACGCGUGGCCGAGAAUCGAGCAGGGCAAGGCGAAGCUGUGA
Capronia epimyces CBS 606.96 is the source of this 2157-nucleotide messenger RNA. RefSeq lists its product as uncharacterized. Gene Ontology annotation, molecular function: long-chain fatty acid-CoA ligase activity; long-chain fatty acid transmembrane transporter activity. The transcript has a single exon. Bases 1 to 2157 code for a protein of 718 amino acids. Lineage: Eukaryota; Fungi; Ascomycota; Eurotiomycetes; Chaetothyriales; Herpotrichiellaceae. The record is from RefSeq and is a predicted model, not a curated record.